Molecule: messenger RNA, 1566 nt
Organism: Ananas comosus (pineapple)
Lineage: Eukaryota; Viridiplantae; Streptophyta; Magnoliopsida; Poales; Bromeliaceae
Product: UPF0187 protein At3g61320, chloroplastic-like
Exons: 6
Coding region: 1-1065 (354 amino acids)
Biological process (GO): regulation of photosynthesis, light reaction
Molecular function (GO): voltage-gated chloride channel activity
Source: RefSeq, a predicted model, not a curated record
AUGAAAGGCGGACUUGGAAGUGUUUUUGUUAAUAUGGAGCUCCACAUUAUGGAAGACGGCAAGUUCCUUCCACUGGGCCGACGCCCGCUCUACACCGCCGGCGACUGGCGCCACCACCGCUCCUCGCGCCGCCACCUCCGCCACCUCCUCUCCAGCCUCUCCUCGCGCGUCAUCCUCUCCCUCAUCCCCCCCGUCUUCGCCCUCACCGCCGUCGCCGCCGCCAUCGCCAUCUACAACUACGCUGCCUCGGCCGGGUGGCUCCCCGGGGGAGUGUUCCCCGUCCUCAGGGCUUCGUCGCUGCCCUACCAGCUCACGGCCCCCGCGCUUGCGCUCCUGCUCGUGUUCCGGACAGAGGCCUCCUACUCUAGGUUCCAGGAGGGGAGGAAGGUGUGGAUGCAAGUGAUUGCAGGAGCCAAUGAGCUAGCGGGGUUGGUGAUGUCAGCGAAGGAAAGGGAUGGCAUCAGGCGGGCGAUCUUGAACUACAUUAUGGCGUUUCCUGUUGCUCUAAAGUGUCAUGUUAUUAAUGGCUCAGAUGUGAGAGCAGAUCUGCAAAAUUUGCUUGAAGAGGAUGAUUUAGCGGUAGUUGUGAGAUCCAAGCACCGACCCCGCUGUGUUCUUGAUUUUAUUUCUCAAGGCCUUCAGAUUUUACACUUCGAAGAACAUAAGAGAGACAUCUUGGAAUCAAAACUGUCCUGUUUCUAUGAAGGCAUUGGUGUUUGUGAACAGCUCAUAGGCAUUCCAAUUCCUCUUUCAUAUACAAGGUUAACUUCACGAUUUCUUGUCCUUUGGCAUCUUACGCUUCCAAUUAUACUGUGGGACGAGUGCAACUGGAUUGUUGUCCCUGCUACUUUCAUCAGUGCAGCCACUUUAUUCUGCAUCGAAGAAGUUGGUGUUCUUAUCGAAGAGCCAUUCCCCAUGCUCUCCCUUGACGAGCUCUGCGUACAGCUCCAAAAUAACAUCCGAGAGGCAAUGGCAAUGGAGAGUUCGGUUCAGAUGAGAAUACAUGCCAAGAUGAAGGGACAGUCUGUCAACGGCUGGCCCAGUUCCAAGAACGAACGGGGAUGAACGGCAAUCGCUAAACAAGACUCGUGCUUAUUUGUUGGAGGGAAGUGCCUCGAAUAUCUUUGAAACUACACAGAACAAUCAUUUGCAGAGGAGAAAGUUUGCCAAGAAUACAUGAACCUUUAGCUUUACGGGUUCUUGAUGUAAAUAACCAAAUAGCUGAAAUUUUUUCGCGGAAGACCUGUCAAUUGGCACUGAAGAAAGAGUAGCUGGCUGAGAUAAGCCUUUGGAGCUGCGCAAACAAUUGCUUUACGAUUGGCAAAUAAACAGCAUAUACAAAGAAGAGGAUGGUGAUUAGAGGAGCAACCGAGAUGAUCUGAUUUUGUAUCAUAGAUGUAGGAAGGAGAAUUUCAAAGCUGUCAUAUGGAGCUGAUUUUGCAUGAACAGCUCAUUAUGUAAUUGAGCUGAAACAAAAUCUUAAUAGAUGUAUUAUUUUUGUAAGGAACCUUUCUUGUAUAUAUUUGUACAUACUGUGAAUAAAAUAUGGGUUGGAUUAUGUGGUUC